AGGCCCAGGCGCACCGCUUGUUGGCUUGCGUCGUUUUUGCGCCCGCCCGUGGGCCAGGAGGGGGCGGGCCGCCAUGGCGGUCAGGGCACCGCCGUGUUGCCAUCGCCGUCGCCUCGCUCGUGAUCCGCGGCCUCAUAUAUCAGAACAAAGGAGGGCCCUCCGAUGCGGCGCUGUGCUGCUCUGGAGCCUGUCCCUCAUGCCCCAGGAGGGGUGGGCGACGUCGGACCAGGAGCAGGUCAGCAGCGAGGUCAACGAGGACGUGCAGGACUGCGACGAGGAGCUCAACAAGUCGGACCCGUUCCACUCGUGCCUGUGCAAGAGGUGGGAGAAGACCUUUAAGA
Messenger RNA from Prorocentrum cordatum, 341 nucleotides. NCBI's taxonomy places the organism in Eukaryota, Dinophyceae, Prorocentrales, Prorocentraceae. The record is from the annotation of a GenBank genome assembly.